Molecule: messenger RNA, 660 nt
Organism: Carassius auratus (goldfish)
Lineage: Eukaryota; Metazoa; Chordata; Actinopteri; Cypriniformes; Cyprinidae
Product: histone H4-like
Exons: 1
Coding region: 349-660 (103 amino acids)
Cellular component (GO): nucleosome
Molecular function (GO): DNA binding; structural constituent of chromatin; protein heterodimerization activity
Source: RefSeq, a predicted model, not a curated record
ACAGCUGGAAAGUAAAUAAACGCCUAGCGGAAAUGAUGCAGGUCAACUUUUGGAAAACGUUUAAAAAUGAUAGUGUGGACGCGGAGCGUUUUUAGACGAAAACUCAGUUUUUCAAAUAUAUCUGGAUUAGUCAUAGACAGUAAAAUAAUUAGUGAUGUAGCCAGGGUCCUAGAAAUGCAACCUCCGGUAUUUGCAGGCAGGCGCUACUCCAGUUUCCUGCUCUAACUAGUGAAGAGGGAACCGUCAUGUAACGCGCACUGGUUUCAGUCAGGUCCUGUAAGCAGAUGUAAAGACUGCUCAUCUCUUACUCGUUUUCAUCGCUCGACUGAAACAAGCAACGUCUUCAUCAUGUCUGGAAGAGGCAAAGGUGGUAAAGGACUCGGGAAAGGAGGUGCUAAGCGUCACUGUAAAGUGCUUCGCGAUAACAUCCAGGGAAUCACCAAACCCGCCAUUCGUCGUCUAGCUCGCCGCGGCGGAGUCAAUCGCAUCUCCGGUCUGAUCUACGAGGAGACCCGCGGUGUGCUGAAGGUGUUCCUGGAGAACGUCAUCCGCGACGCCGUCACCUACACCGAGCACGCCAAGAGAAAGACCGUCACCGCCAUGGACGUUGUGUACGCGCUCAAACGACAGGGACGCACCUUGUACGGCUUCGGAGGAUAA